AUGGCCAACGGCCUGGACCGCCUUGAGCGGCUCUUCACCUACAAACGGAAGGCAUCGCCCGCCUCGAGCGAACGGGUCAGUCCCGUGGUGCAGCCCUCGGAGCCUCAGUUUCCUUCGCCUUCUUUUAUCAGGCCCAAAGCCCUUCGUAUGGCCGCCCGCGACGAAAUCCGUCUUCGCCAGGUUGGUCGUUCGCCUUCUGUGCCCGAUAUCGCCGCGGCACAUCGCACGCAGCCAUCCUACGCCGACAAGCCCGGAUCGACAGACGGUUCACUCCAACACCACCGCAGGCUUUUCCGCUCCCCGUCGUUCGUCAGACCUGGACAAACCGACCAGCGCGUUGUUACGGGCCUGCGCCAGUUCCAGUUUCCAAAGCCCCCCAGCCGCAAUGACGAGGAGGCCUCUCCGGCCUCCUUCGCGGUGAAGAGGACUUCGUCGGAAGCUCCUCAGCUCCCAAGCCCUCGAUGCCGCUCGCCACUUCAGGUGACGAUCCCUCAUAGCAGACUGGACACUCCACCGGCUUCGGAUCCCGAGGACAACGACUCUUGCACGCAAAGCCUGCGAAUCAAACCUGUCCCAGAAGUGCCUCGCCGGAUGCCACCUCCCACUCCCCGGGAGUCCCCAGAGGUCAGCCCUACGCGGGAGUCACGUCUCCAAGGGCCGAAGCCUGCGGAAACCGUGGACUACGUAGCCUUCAAGGUCAACCAGGCAGGAAACGACUCCGACCAGGCAUCGCUGCACAGAUCGUACAGUCAGUCAAGCAUUGCGCCUUCAGCGCAAAUCUCCUUCUGCAGCUCGACACUGCGAGAGCCCGACUUCAAUGAGUUUCUUAACCUGAGCGACGACGACAUUGCCGAGUCCACGCCCGAAAGCCCCAUUCUUCCGCCGGUGGAGGGUUGCAACGAGCCGGCGCUUCCGCCGAUGGAUCUCUCCAUCUCGUCGAUGGAGCCUCUGGGUUCCUCGCUGCUCACCUUGAGCCCGCCGCGAGCAAGUCGCCCUGCUGCCGUGGCGGCGUUCGAAGCAGCCCGAAUUGCCCGGCGUUAUGACUUUGACCUCGUCUACGUGGUCAAUCUUUGGCCUGACAACGUUGCGGCUCGGAUAUCAGGCACUGCGACUGAGGAGAUCAGCACUGGCCCCAAGCCAAUGGUCGGGCGACUUCUUGCGGCUCAUGGUCUCCAGCACGUUCCGUCGCCGCUUCAAAUAUCUUCCCUCGUUCAUACUACCAUUCUGCGCUCUGAUGGUUGGAUCGAAUAUCGCAACCAACAGGCGUCAAGUCACGACCUGGCUCGCGGGUACGCCUGUGCAUUCUACACUGGCCAGUUCGCCAAGUCUACAUCGGGCAAGAACAGCCCAGUCUCGGGAGUUUUACUCUCGGAACGAAUUGAUCGGGGAAUUGUGUUCGCCGCAUACCGCAAGCCGAGAGCUGGGACAGAAAAACUCGGCCGAGCUUUCAACGAGGAGGAGCUGGGCGAGCUGCACAGGGACGCAGAGGCGCUAGUUGAGAUGCUCAUCGACAUUCAUGUCGCGAACCGCCUUCGUCAACCUCCGGCACGGACCUCCAUUCCCGACGAGACUGGUCCGAUGCCGGUGCAGCAGCCAAUGGGCUCUUAA
Messenger RNA from Purpureocillium lilacinum, 1608 nucleotides. RefSeq lists its product as uncharacterized. The record is from RefSeq and is a predicted model, not a curated record. Lineage: Eukaryota; Fungi; Ascomycota; Sordariomycetes; Hypocreales; Ophiocordycipitaceae.